This is a messenger RNA of Trematomus bernacchii (emerald rockcod), 483 nucleotides long. RefSeq names its product transcription factor 7-like. Gene Ontology annotation, biological process: canonical Wnt signaling pathway; regulation of transcription by RNA polymerase II. The transcript is spliced from 5 exons. Gene Ontology annotation, molecular function: RNA polymerase II cis-regulatory region sequence-specific DNA binding; DNA-binding transcription factor activity, RNA polymerase II-specific. The record is from RefSeq and is a predicted model, not a curated record. Gene Ontology annotation, cellular component: beta-catenin-TCF complex. Lineage: Eukaryota; Metazoa; Chordata; Actinopteri; Perciformes; Nototheniidae. The coding region runs from base 1 to 483 and encodes 160 amino acids.
AUGGAGCAGAUGUCCAGCAGAGGGGAGUGCGUCCACCCUCUCGUGCCCCUCCUCCUUUACAGCGACAGACUCCUCCCCCCUUCCCCUCCUUACAGCGGACCAAUCGGUGCAGCCGCUUCCAAACAAGCUGACGCCCACUCCUUAGGGGCAGACACCUGUUACCAUGGCAACGGCAUCAACAGACAGACGGUGAAGAAGCCUCUGAACGCCUUCAUGCUCUUCAUGAAGGAAACCAGACACAAAGUUCUGCAGGAAGGACGCGAGAGAGAAAGUGCCGCCAUCAACCGCAUCCUGGGACGCAGGUGGCACGCUCUGUCUCGCUCUGAACAAUCUAAAUACUACGACCUGGCCCAGAAAGAGAGGCUGCUCCACAUGCAGCUUUACCCCGGCUGGUCCGCCAGGGAUAACUACGGUAAAAGGAAGAGGAAGAGGAGCCAAGAGCCGACAGGAAGCAGUCCCAGGUCGAGACAAAACAGCAAAUAA